This is a messenger RNA of Saprolegnia parasitica CBS 223.65, 1475 nucleotides long. RefSeq lists its product as hypothetical. The transcript is spliced from 2 exons. Bases 1 to 1413 code for a protein of 470 amino acids. The record is from RefSeq and is a predicted model, not a curated record. NCBI's taxonomy places the organism in Eukaryota, Oomycota, Saprolegniomycetes, Saprolegniales, Saprolegniaceae.
AUGAGCAAGAAGAUCGUUGCGCGCGUUUUCGACUUGGACCCCGCGCUUCAGUGCAUCGCCCAAUGCAUUGCCGCGCCACGCGAUGUCUUGACCUUUCUCUCGGCCUUUCCCACGCUGCCCACGCCGCUGACCGCGCUCCGGCAGUUGCUUUCGAAUCCGCUGGCCGCCAUUCUGGUGCUGGACGCGAUGCCAGUGUUCCCCGCGCUUCAAGUUGACAACCCGUACACGUGGUGGCUCGGAGACCCACGAUCUCUUGACGACUUUGCCCAACUCGUCGAUGCGUGGGGCGAGAAGCUCACGCAUCUCAGGCUGUGCCAUGUUUCCGUGGAAGCUGACCUGCCCAUUCUCAUCGCCCUGCUUGAGCGCUGCACACGCCUCGAGGUUGUUCGCGUCGAGAACGUCCAUGACAAGGAUUUGGUCGCUGCCGUGACCUCGGCGGGGCACUGCGUUCGUCACCUUGACAUCAAGACGACCUACCGGCACGAUGCUGAGGUCGAGUGGGCGGAGCGCCUGCGACCUUGGCUGCGUUCAGGGUAUGCGAGCCACCUGGGCUUUGCCGAUGCCGACGAAGACGGCCGCGACGUGGCCCGCGUGCUCGCCGACGCCAGCUCGCUCUCAAGCCUGGACUUGACGAUCUGGUCUAUGCCACCCGUGCAGGACGCCGAGCCGCGUUUGGAAAACGUCACGAAGGUGCGCGUCCUCGACUUCUCGACCGACGGGCUCUUUACAAGUUGGCUUUUUGGGCGCCUCUACCUUGGCUCGCUCGUCUCGAUUUCCUUUGCGUGCGACAGCGUCGUCAGCGUCGACUUCAGCGACAUUUUUUCUGCCCUUCCCCUACUCCAAGAGCUCGAGGUGUGCAAUGCGCACAUUGUGCACGUCGAGCCGCCGCCCGCCGUCAUUUCGACUGCGCUACGGCGUGUUGCAUUUAUCAAUGUGGGCUUUUUCCUCGCUUCACUGGAUGCGCUCGUCGCUUGCAUCUCCCAUUCGCCGGUGCUCGAGACUCUGACGUGGAGCGAUAGCACGAGUUGCGCGCCUGUCAUUGUCGACGCUUUUGUGACGUUUGGGAGCCAGUGGGUCGGCCAAGGCGUCCGGGAGGUGGACCUUGUCAACCACGCGAUCGGCAAUAAAGAAGCGUCGUCACUGGCGGUGGCGCUAUGUGGCGCCAGCAGUCCCACGGGCUGUCGCUUCGACCUCACGCAAAACCACAUUGGCGAGGAAGGCUACGUGGCUCUGCUCGACGCUCUCACCACGUGCACCCGCGUCACGCUGUGGCUCGACCCAAACUGGGCGCCACUGGCAGCGGAGGCAGCGACGCGCAACCUUGUCGUACAAGACAUGGUCAUUUGGCAUUACCCCGUGCUUGGUGUCCCGAACCCGGUGGUCUGCGUCUCGUCGCAAUCGACUCUCGGCUAGAGAUCCUUGCAUGCUUGCUCUAAUGAUGCCAAGUAGCAGUGGAUAAGGCACGUACAAAUGAG